Messenger RNA from Leishmania major strain Friedlin, 552 nucleotides. RefSeq names its product putative pre-mRNA branch site protein p14. Gene Ontology annotation, molecular function: RNA binding. The coding region runs from base 1 to 552 and encodes 183 amino acids. The record is from RefSeq and is a predicted model, not a curated record. NCBI's taxonomy places the organism in Eukaryota, Euglenozoa, Kinetoplastea, Trypanosomatida, Trypanosomatidae. The transcript has a single exon.
AUGCGGGUCGCUCGUUUUCGCCUCUCGGUCUGCCAGCGUGCACACACGCGCCGCAGCUGCCUGCAAUGCCUACUCUUGGGUCUCACGAUUCUACUGAAGCAGCCUCCCCCUCCCCUACUUGCUUUUUUUUUGUAUUCUGCCUCUGUGGUGUGUUCUCACGUUAGUCCAAGCAACGCGAGCGUCCACGCCGCAGCCAUGCCGGAUGAGCGCAUCCUGCUUGUGACCGGUAUUCCCUCAAAGCAAUGCACCAGUGAGUACCUGUACUCCCUCUUUGGCGCCUACGGGGGUAUUCAGCAAAUCCGUAUCGGGUCAUCCUCCAUCACGAAGGGCUGCGCCAUUGUCGUGUACGAGCAAUGUGAGGCCGCAAAUAAUGCAGUCGGCGCGCUCAACGAGUACGCUCUCAGCAAGGACCGCGUGCUUCGAGUGUCUGUGUACGAAGAAGAGAGAGAUAAAAAGGCCCUCGAACGGCGGAAGCGGAAGCGGGAGAUGCAGGCGGAAUACAAGAAACACAUUGCCGACGUCGCGCAUGCCGCUAAUGAGCCGAAGGAGUGA